Molecule: messenger RNA, 4554 nt
Organism: Phlebotomus papatasi
Lineage: Eukaryota; Metazoa; Arthropoda; Insecta; Diptera; Psychodidae
Exons: 4
Coding region: 488-1990 (500 amino acids)
Source: RefSeq, a predicted model, not a curated record
AGUCAGGCAUUCUCCAUCAAACUCUUUACACUAUUCACUGAGAGAUGGCAAAAGAGCAAUUUACUGUAUUUGAUUUUUAUUUUCAAUUGCGCAACACUACCACUAAGAAAUGUUGAUUCAAGUGCUCGCGAUCGCGUGUAUAACAGCAAAGCUAAAACACAAUGAGACUCUCAAUUUUCAACUCUUCUGUGGAAGAAAAUUCAGUGAUUGUGGAGAUUUCGUGUGGAAAGGAUGCUAUCGAUCAACAGUGCUACAAGUGUUUAUAUUUAUAAAAUUUUCAUCACAGUGUAAUCAAUUAGGAGUGACUGAAUAUACAAAACAAAGUGAUCAUUUAUGAGGAUUGCACUGUAACUUUUCCAAAGAGACAGAAAUAUCAGUGAAGUCAUAAGAUUUAUUUUUCUCUCAUGCCGGAAAAUAACUCACAAAAUGCGCUCAUGUGGUUGUAAUUUGUAGGGAAAAUUUAGGCAAAUAUAGACUGACGUGAAAAAUGACCAAAGGACUGCCCAGAGGAUACAUAAUAUUCCUCCUGGUGUUUGCAAGUGAAUUACUGUGGACUGAAGCCAAUCGAUUUGACUACAGUCGCGAGUACAGUGAAUACGUUGAGGAGAUUGAUAAGAACGACCAAUAUGCCAGCAAUGAAGAUGUUGAAUUAAUCGGGGCAGGAAAAGUGAAUCAUGGAUCAAUUGACUAUGACGAUGUACACACUGAUAUCUUCCAAAAUGCUCCUCCACAAGUUCACUGUAUUCACAGGGACAGGGGACGAAUAUGUGACUGUGGCUUUCGCAAUGAGGAGGCCAUUUUGCCCCGAAUGAUGGGAAGUAUUGCUCAUGUAACAGUCAGCAAUUGCAAAUUCGUGAGGAUUCUCAAUGGUACCUUCGACACUCUGACAAUGCUCAACAAAAUCACUUUUAUCAAUGUUGAGCAUCUAGUUCUGGACGAGAAUUCCCUCUCAUUCCCACGAACAUCGCUUCAACUUCGAGUGGCAUUGUCUUUUGAGAAUGUCAUCAUUGAACAAAUACCCUCCCAUGCCAUCAACGGCUUUAUCAACGCGAUUCACUUCGAUAGAUGCCGAAUUGGACUGAUCGCUCCUUUUGCCGUCACAGGCAUAAGGCAUACACUUAACGCAUUUUCCAUUACAAACACUUUCAUCAGCCGAAUUGAACAUCAAGCCUUCAAGAAAUUCACCUGCGGUACUUUUCUCAUUAUGAACUGCACCGUUCGUGGGCAGAUUUCAUCUCGCAGCUUUUACGAUUUGGACGUAACACAAUCUCUGCAAAUUGCAGAGAGUAACUUUACAUCCCGCGUCCAUUCGAGAGCUUUCGAUUUUCAAGUUGUCAGUCAUCUUGGGAUUUUCCGGAAUUAUUUUGCUGGCCUGAGCGGAGAGAGUUUUAAAAUGUCAGCCGUAAAUAUGCCCAAAAUCACGGAAAACAACAUUAGUUUCGUAGAUCCGAGAGCAUUUGCCGGAAUUGUCGUUGAGAGAGAAAUCCAGAGGAGAUUGAGUGAACCAAUGUUCUUCGAUUUUUCUCGCAACAACUUCGACACUCCCGACGAACCACAACCAUUGCAAUUUGCUCCGGAAUUUAGAUUGAUUUUCACGCGAAAUCAAUACAUAACACCCGUAACUUGUGAACAAAUCAACCAAAUUCAACACAAUGAAUUCUUCAAUCAAUUCUCCAGUGAGAUCUUCUUCAGACUCAGUGACUAUGUCAUCGAUGGGAAUCGCGAAAUCAGCGGAAGGGACGAAAUCCACUCAUUUGCUCACAUUGUGGAGAAUUACUGCAUAGAAACAUCAAUUAUGUGGUAUGCAUUUUUGGGAGUUGGACUAACCAUCCUCCUCCUGAUCAUUGCCCUAAUUAUAAUCCUUUGCGUUUGGUGGAGAAGGCGAAAAUCCAGACGAUUGGACAUUAUUAAACCCGAAGGAAAAACAUACCGUGAAACACAAAUUGUUAUGCAAAUUGAAAAUCAUGGACUCUUGAAGACUGAAUUGUAAAAAGAUUUCUUAGUCACUAGAUUUUAGUUUUUGAGUAGAAAAUUUGGUUAUAACUACAGAAGAGCAUAGUUUUUUCUUAAUACAAUAUUUAUAGCGAAUAAUAAUUUUAGGCCACGCCCACUUAAAAGGUCAUGGCCAAUUAGAGUUAACUUUUUUCAAUGUUUAAUUUUUAGUAAUGCGAUGCUGCAAUAGAGUCUAAGCAAACCUCGUCCAACAACUCACUAUUGGGUGUAGCUCUAAAAAUUCCACUGCAUAAAAAAAACAAACCACGCCCCUAAUAACACUUUUCACCGUAGAACGAGAAUAUCCUUAAUCACAUCGCAGUUUGAGGUAUAAUUUUUGCAUUUUUUAGCACUUUGAAAGACAUUACAAGACAGCAAGUAAAUUUCCGGAAAUUUGGGAGGGGCAAUGCAUUAGUGGGCGUGACUUCUGAAAGGAUGUGGCAAUAUUAUGUUUCCUUAAUGAACCUCAUUUCUAAAAUCCUAAUGGUAGUUUGGAUAAAAAUAAAAGCCUAUGACAGGAUACGAUUGACAUAAGCAAACGCAACUUUUGAAGAGAGUGACAGCAUUGACAGUACACAGAAAUGGGUGUGGUUUUCCAUAGACCGUUGUAGCUUAAUCUUUUCCUUUUGUUGUGGUCUUCAAACUGUUGAUUUUUAGCUAAGAGAGCGCAUGAAAAUGAGAAAUUAAAGGCGGGGACAAUGGACACAAAUGGGCGGGAUUUUGAAAAGGGCGUGGCUUAUUUUUUUCCUUUUACUCUACUGCUAUAAGUUUUACAAAGCAGCUAAUAAAAUAAGGCUUUGCGUGGGAACCGCGGAAAUAAUGGAACUGUGGAUUAAGUGGGCGUGGCGUUUAAUAGAGUGAAGCAGGAUCUUUCUUGUAGCAAUCUUUUGGAAAUGGAGUACUUUGCACAGGGAGGUGUAGAUUCUAUGAAGUACUGCAGUAUUUUUUAUCCUCUCAUUUUUAGCUAUCUUUGAAGAGAGAAAACCAAAAUCAGGAGUAUUAAGUGGCGAGAAUUUCGAGAAGUGGGCGUGGUUUCUAAUAGAGAAUUGCACAUUAUUUUUUUAGCUGUGCUGUGUUCGUCGAUCGCUUGAUACAAGAAAGAAGAUGAAUAUUAGAAAUUCCGGGCGGGAACAAUAGACACAAAUGGGCGGGAAUUACAAGAGGGCGUGGCUUAAUAUAUUUCACUUUUUUCUACUGCUUAAACUUUUACAAGAAGGCCCAUAAAAUUCAGCUUUGGACGGGUACGGUACAAUGUCCAUUAGUGAACAUGGCUUUUGACAGAGUGAAGCAGGAUUUUUUUCUUUGAGCUCCCCCCCCUUCUUAUAGUAAUCUUUUCGGAAUAGAACACUUUUCAAAGGAAGGUGUAAUUUCUAUGAGGUGUUCGAACAAUUUAUUCUCUCAUUUUUAGCAAUCUUAGGGGAGAGAAGAAGAAUGAGAAGUAUUAAGUCGAUACUGGAUGAGGUCAAUAGACAAAAAUGGGCGAAAAUUACAAGGGGGCGUGGCUUAAUAUUUCCUUUUCACUAUUGCUAAAACUCUUCCAAGAAGGCUCAUAAAAUAGAGCUUUGGGCAGGAUCCGUUUAAAUAAUGUCCAUAAGUGGGCGUGGCUUUUGACAAAGAUAAGCACGAUAAAGUUUUUCUCUUAGUCCCGCCCGCUCUCCCUUAUAACAAUCUUAUGGGAUUGGGAUACUUUGCAGAGGUGGAGCUUCCAAGAUGUAUUGCAGCGAUUUUUCUUUAAUUUUGCGCAAUCUUAGAAGCUUUGGUUGAAGAUAGUUUACAAAAGUGGGCGUGGUUUCCUAGAAAUCAGUUACAUGUAACUUUGUUCUAUGUUUAUUAUUCCCAAAAAAAUGUUUUCGGUGUACACAAAGGGUUUGACUUCCAAUAAGGCGUAACAGGACAUUUUUUCUCCUGCCUGGCCGUUUUUAAUAAACGAAGGAGAGGAUAAAAAUUAUGGGCUUUAGGUGAACAAAUCUAAUAAAUGGGCAAAACAGCAUAACAACUUUGCUUCUUUUUGCAUAAAUAUCUUACACUGCAACAGAUAAAAAUCACUGGAAGUUUGGAUUGCGAAAAAAACAGACAAGUGGGCGUGGCUUCCAAUAGAAUGGGGUAUAAUUUAUUUGUCCUUUGUCUCUAACUUCCGAGAAUAUUAAGCUUCAAUGGAUAAAAGAUAAAAGGCUUGUAAUAUUUGAGGUAUAUUGCAUAUUUAUUUAUUUUUAGUAAAAUAGGGGGCGUGGCCUAAUUGCUUUUAGUGACAGGGUAUUUUUAGCUCCGCUCACAGUAAUUUUUUUUAGAUAUAGCUUGUCCAGAAGGUGUCAUACCAUCUCUUUAUAAUUAUUAAAUAUUGAAAAAGAUAGUCAUAAUUACAGAAAAGGGCGUGGCCUAAAAUAAUUUUUAAUUUUGAUUUUCUGAAAAUCUGACGAUUUCCCUGUAAAAAAAAUAUGCUCUUCUGUAGAAGUGUUUAAAAAUUAUUAGGGAAGAAUAUAAUAUUGCUAAGUCAAUUGUGAUCGAAUGUUCCUAGAGGAAGUACUAGUAAAAUAAAUAAAGUAGGAUAGGGCUAAAAAAAAA